Messenger RNA from Oppiella nova, 708 nucleotides. The record is from the annotation of a GenBank genome assembly. Lineage: Eukaryota; Metazoa; Arthropoda; Arachnida; Sarcoptiformes; Oppiidae.
AAUCCAUUGACCAUCGCUUCAAUCCAUUCAUCUGGACAUCACUUUCGUUGGUCCCACACUAUCACCCCAUAACACAUCCAAUGCGUCCCCUCACUGACGACGAGACGGUUGUCCUCUUCGAGAAACUCACCAAAUAUAUUGGUGAUAAUGUCCGGCUGUUGAUCACCAGACCUGAUGGCGUCUACUGUUUCCGUCUGCACAGCGAUCGUGUCUUCUACUGCUCGGAGAAUAUGAUUAAAUUGGCGUCAAAUAUAAGCCGCGAUAAUCUCAUCUCUUUCGGCACGUGUUUCGGCAAAUUCACGAAAAGCAAGAAAUUUCGGUUACAUAUGACUGCUCUCGACUUCUUAGCGCCGUAUGCGAAGCACAAAGUAUGGCUCAAACCCAAUGCCGAACAACAGUUUCUUUACGGCAAUCAUGUGCUGAAGUCAGGGUUGGGGCGCAUCACGGAAGGCACCCCUCAAUAUCAGGGCGUUAUUGUCUACUCCAUGAAUGAUCUGCCGCUGGGUUUCGGCGCCACCGCUAAGUCGGCCCUCGACUGUCGCAACGCCGACCCCAUGACUAUCGUUAUGUUCCAUCAGUCAGACAUUGGGGAGUACCUGAGGAAUGAAGACAAUCUCGUAUGAGUUGUCAUUCACACCCUCUCAUCAAUACAUGUCUUAAUUGUUUAUAUUUUGUUAUCAAUUAAAUCAAUAAAUUUAAGAUUAUUUA